GCACUGUUGGUGGGGUGGCUUCUUUUCUGAGCUGUCUGGAAGGUGUAGCACAAGUGUGGAGAUGGAGACUGAUUUGUAGGGUGAUUUAGCACUGCUGCAGGGAUUGUGGGACCUGCUGCUGUUGUGGCAGCCCUGAGAGCUGUGGGGAAUUCCCCAGCAGGUAACCAUGGUGUUACACAGUGUGUGAGGCUUUUCCUUUGGAUUACCCCUCACUGCUUGAUGUGGAGAGAGGCAUGGAGUGCCAAUUGUCUUGCAGUCCCUGCUUCUCCCUCUUUUCUACCCUGCAAACUUGCAGUGCCAUCUCUGCUUAAGGCCUGGAGGGUUCUGGCCCUGCCUGCUCUUGCCUCUAGUGAUGCCACCCCUCACUGAUGGACUGCAGAUGGGAAAAGCUCCUCUGCAAAGUCAAGCCCCGAAGAAAAGUCACUCUGACCUUUCAGAGCCCCUUCAGGUCUCAAAGAACAGGACAGAGGACUCUCCCCAGCCAGAACCCUCCUUAGGGUAGAGGACGAGGAUUUCUGGUCUGAAGCAGAGGGUGACACGAGCUGCUCUGUCCCUGAAUCCAUUAUGGACCAGAUUAAUGGACCUCUUCAGAUGGAGCAUGCAUUGCUGUUUGCCUUCCUGGAGGUAUCCUCUGACUGCACGUUCAAAGACCAGCUGCAUUCCCUGCAAAGCCAGCAGAUCAUGUUGUACCAAGGAGACGAUGACGAUGAGCUCCAGACUGACGGCAACCGGAGCGGCCACUUCCGGAAUGGGGAGCUAGGGUUGGCUCCAACAAAUGAAGAGGUUAUCCGGAUCAUUGCUGCUCAGCUCGCUGAGAUUGGAGACCAGUUUGAUAAAGAAAUCCAAGAAAGAGUGGUAAAUGGCCUAGUGCAGCACUUUAUGAAUGAGAAUCUGUCUGAGGAGGACAUAACCCGGCACAUGUCCAGGGUGGUGAGAGAGCUUAUCCGAGCCAUCCCCUCAGACAUGGAACAGGAGAAGGCCAUGUUGGUGCUAGCAAUGGUCUUGACUAAGAAAAUUGUCAAUACAGUGCCCUUCCUUCUGCGCCGUGUCUUUACCACCACUCGGAACUACAUGAACCAGCAGUUCCACAACUACAUUGUUGAAAUGCUGGGUGAGUGAGGCCUGUGUAGAGCACGGGAACUGCUGAAGACUUUCCUUGCUGGAUGAAGAUAACUUGAUUUACUCUUUACUUCUGAAGUACAGCUGUGAAAGAGAUGGCAGAGCUUCAUAGAUGAUAGGCUUUUGUAGACUAGCACAGCAGUAAUUGUAGUGUGAGCUGCCUGCCAGCUCUGCCAGUACCUGUAGGGAAUAGCCUCUCUUCCUUCACACUAUUUUUUAAUUUAGCAGAAGGAGCUUUUGUGCAGAGCCUGCCUUGUGCCUCCACAGGCCCAGCGGGCCUGGGGCCUCUCUGUGUUUUUUCUAAGCAGCUGUAGCAUUUUGCUUUAGUUAUUCACUUCCCAUCCCUGCUCCUGAAGCUGAGCCAUGCUGAAUGUUGUUUCCAGGAAGGCGUCAGGCUAUGGAAUGGGUGGUUCAUCAGCGGGGGUGGGUGGGAAUCAGGUUUAUCUUGAUGAGAAGCUGGCAGCAAGAAGCAACAGAGCCCCGAGGGACAGAGGGGAGUGUGCCCAGAGAAGGGUGACAUGAGGAUACUUCAGUGUCAAUCACCAUACACCUCUGUUUGCUUGAAAAAUAAAACUGACAGAAAAAAAUGGUAAAGGACAAGGUAGGCACAAGGAAAGUUUUUUGAGAAUGCAACCUGAAUAUGCUUAAGAAAAGGUAGCAGAUAUUGUAGUUACAUCUCAGGCUGAACAAACUUGGACUCAGGUUGUUUGAUACACAAUCAGACAAGGUGGCAAAUGUGUCACCUGCGAUCCAGCUGCCUCAGGACUUUUCCAAGAAUGUAAAUAUUUUGUAGGGUUUUUUAACUUAAAUAAAAAUUUCAUUCAGAUGGCUACUACA
This is a messenger RNA of Passer montanus (Eurasian tree sparrow), 1956 nucleotides long. RefSeq names its product BH3 interacting domain death agonist (gene BID). The record is from RefSeq and is a predicted model, not a curated record. Gene Ontology annotation, biological process: apoptotic mitochondrial changes; positive regulation of intrinsic apoptotic signaling pathway; positive regulation of release of cytochrome c from mitochondria. Gene Ontology annotation, cellular component: mitochondrion; cytosol; cytoplasm. The transcript is spliced from 7 exons. NCBI's taxonomy places the organism in Eukaryota, Metazoa, Chordata, Aves, Passeriformes, Passeridae. Bases 565 to 1119 code for a protein of 184 amino acids.